AGCAGGCUUGCUCACGCGCAGUCUUCACGCCAGUGUAAUAUUUGGCCAUCAAUCGACAAUAGUUUUUUAGGUUUUGUGCAUAGACAAGUUCCUUUUUCUCGUAAAAGACGUAGUGGCGGCCGCAAGAUGCUGGUGGCGACCUUCAACACGCUGACGCCUCGAAUGAGGUUCAGCUAUAAGAAGCCGAUCAUCGAGAACUUCGCGUUCAAGCUGCACUACCAGAUGACGGUCACCAUGCUCCUCGCCUUCGUCAUCCUGGUCUGCGCCAGGGAAUACUUUGGGGACCACAUCAGGUGCCUGUCGGAUCAGGGAGUGCCGCCCAAUGUGAUUCAGACUUACUGCUUCUUCAUGGCUACGUUUACGAUUGUGCGGCAUUACAACGAGAGCCUGCUGCAGUCUGGGUUCCUUCCACACCCAGGAGUGGGGCCCAUGUCAGGCGACGAUAAGAUCCUGCACCACACCUACUACCAGUGGGUUCCGUUCGUGCUGUUCAUCCAGUCGAUAUGCUUCUACAUGCCGCAUUAUAUUUGGAAGAAGAAGGAAGGUGGACGAAUAAAGGCUCUAGUAGAUGGACUGCAGUUUGCAGCUUUGGCUCUUGAGCAAGAGUCGGACAUCACUGUGCAAGGACAGACUGUGCCAUCAAAGGCUACUCUUGACAACAAAAUCAACGUGAUUAGGAAGGAUAUUUUACUGAGAUUAAGGAUAACCCGCACCUGGUCCACGUGGCUGGUGGCGAUGGAGAUCACCAACAUGCUGCACGUCAUGUUCCAGAUCUGGAUCAUCAACGUGUUCCUCAACGGGCACUUCAUGGACCUCGGGCCUAGGGUGCUGCAGUUCAAGCGGUGGGACGAUAUUGCUGACCCGUUGGAGACUGUAUUCCCGAAGGUGACGAAGUGCAUCUUCCACAAGUACGGUCCGAGCGGCUCCAUCCAGCAGCACGACGCGCUGUGCGUUAUGGCGCUCAACAUCAUCCAUGAGAAGAUUUACACGGUGCUCUGGUUCUGGCUCUUGUUCCUCUUCAUUGUGUCUGUGCUUGCUGUCAUCUGGCGAGCGGCUUCUUACUUUUUCUACCGACGGUCCUUGAAGUUCAACGAGAUGAUGUUCCGCCAAGCGACGAACGGCAAGUUCGACCCGUACAACGUCAUCAGAGUCGUCAACGGCUGUCAGUUCGGGGACUGGCUGUUCCUUUACUAUCUGGCGAAGAACAUGAGCAGUAUAGUCUUCCAGCAACUAUUCGUGGGCCUGGCUGAGGAGUUGCAGAAGAGAGACAUGCCUUACGUCGACGAAGAUGACCUUAAUCAUGAAGAUAAAGGCGCUGAGCCCGUUCUGAUAGGGAAGAUUCACUACGACGACGAAACUCUACCUUUGAAAGACGAUAAGAAGUCCUCGUAAACAUUGGUACAUGAGGAAUAAUAUUCUACCACGUAAAAGGUUGUCCGAUCUGCCAUUAUUAAUGUUUCGUAUCAAAUACAGCGCUCUUUAAGAAAAAAGGGAAAGCGCUUUUAACAGAGGGCAAGAAAUUUCGAUAGUGAUAGACCAAUGAAAUUACUCAUAGGCCCUUUCACCUCUAUUUUAUAGGGGCUGCUAUGAUGUUGUUGAGAAAAUUAAGGUGUACGAGUGUAUUUUGUGUUGUAAAUGCCAAAGGUUACUUCAAUAGGUGGAUAAUUUAUACACAUAAAGGAGUUUUAAGUUAGACAUAAUAAUAGAGAUGAAGCAUUUGAAGUCAACUUUAACGGACUCAGAUUCUAUAAAUUGAGUU
Molecule: messenger RNA, 1759 nt
Organism: Ostrinia furnacalis (Asian corn borer)
Lineage: Eukaryota; Metazoa; Arthropoda; Insecta; Lepidoptera; Crambidae
Gene: Inx7
Product: innexin 7
Exons: 8
Coding region: 127-1392 (421 amino acids)
Biological process (GO): phototransduction
Cellular component (GO): plasma membrane; gap junction
Molecular function (GO): gap junction channel activity
Source: RefSeq, a predicted model, not a curated record